Molecule: messenger RNA, 3606 nt
Organism: Peromyscus californicus insignis
Lineage: Eukaryota; Metazoa; Chordata; Mammalia; Rodentia; Cricetidae
Gene: Shisa8
Product: shisa family member 8
Exons: 4
Coding region: 2209-3408 (399 amino acids)
Biological process (GO): regulation of short-term neuronal synaptic plasticity; regulation of AMPA receptor activity
Cellular component (GO): postsynaptic density; postsynaptic membrane; AMPA glutamate receptor complex
Source: RefSeq, a predicted model, not a curated record
UUAGCUAGGGUAACUGGAGAUGGUCUGACGGGCUCGAGGCGGGUGCUUGCCCCCGCUCCAGCUUUAACCCACUAAUAGCCUGUCAGUCCUCAUCUCACACAGCACAAGGACGCGAUCCUCCUUAAGAUGUAAAUCCUUCCUCUUCCUCCCGCUAUACCCUCCAAUUUCAUAAGCUGAUUCCAGGCUCCAAAGGAGGGAGGGAGAGAAGGGAGGAGAAAAGCCCCUAGGGUGGGUAAAUUCUUCGUCAUACAGGAGUUAGAAGCAAGUGUCUUUCACUCUUUCAGCAGAUAUUGACAGGCACCCGGCUGUGCUGGGACAGAGGGACACUGGGGUGAAUUGGAAACCUAGUCCUUGUCCUCCUGGUGUCCCCAUCUGGACAUCGAGAAGUGGCCUGUUAAUCUCUACCUCCCGGAAGGAAUGGAUUAUGAAUCCUGCCCUUCAGGAAAAGGCCUUGAUUUAUUUCACUGUUUUUUUGUUGAUUAGUUGGUUGGUUUUGGUUUUGAGAUAAGGUCUCCUAUGGUCCAGGCUCCUUUGUUUUGCCUUGGUUUGGUUUUUCAAGACAGGGUUUCUCUGUGUAGUCUUGGCUGUCCUGGAACUCACUCUGUAGACCAGGCUGUCCUGAAACUCGGAGAUCUGCCUGCCUAGGCCUCUGGCCUGCCGAGUGCUGAGAUUAAAGGUGUGUGCCACCAGUGCCCAACUCGGUCUUGAACUCCUAAUCCUACAGGUAUGAGCCACCAAACCCAAAUUGCUAGCUUCCUUUCCCUCUUCCUUUUUCUUGAGGCAGGGUUUUCCAAUAAAGACUGGAACUCACCAUGUAGACCAAUUCAGCCUCAAGCAACCCUCCUGCUCCAUCCUGAGGGGUGUGACACCAUUUUGUUCUGUUUGCAAUUUGAGACAGGGUAGCCCAGGAUGUUCAAAGUUGUGGGUCCAAGUGGUCUACCCACUUCAGCCUCCCAAGUCUACAUACAGUACUGCUUCAUCAUUGCAGGUACCAGGAAAACCUUUUGAUUUUACCAGUAACUACUGAAGCAGGGAGAAGCAAGGCCCAGCAUCGGGGUCACAUUCCCCUUAAAAACUCAACGGGGGGUUGGAGGGGGUGGGCGACGAUUGGGUCCUGCCCUGCCAUUCUUUCCCUCAGCUUGUGAAAGGGAGUGGCCAGGAGUGAGAGACCAAGGAUGUACAGGAGAGUGCGACUGGCCUGGUCCCCAGGACUUGGUCAACCUUCCAAGGCAGAGGCUGGGGAGGGGAGCAGACCACUUGCGGGCUCUGGCCAGGCUGUGCCCAGAACUGGGACAUCCCAGGACCCCAGUCAAACGUCUCUAGGUUUUGGUAGCAGGGCGCAUGCUCUGGGGCAGACCAGAGAGGGGUUGAUCCAAGUUUGCCUCUUCGCCAUUUUUGUGCUGUGGGUCCUUAUUGUAGAAGGACUUCACUCAUGUCACGAUCAGGAUAAAAAGAAGGAACGUUGGGGCGUGUGUGUGUGUGGGGGGGGUGCCGACCCUUCCUGGCCUGUUCCCGGCUGCUUUGAUCUCUAUGCCUCUAUCCCCUCACUUAAAAAGAAGGGAACCUCUCAUCCAAGGCCAGAUCCGAGUCCCCAGAGCUCUUAAGAUGAGCCCCCUCGAGGGUCCAAUUCAAUUUGAGGGAGGCCUUGGAGAGGGUCCCUGGUGGGGCGCGCCCGCAGCACUGGCCCUACAGAAGCCCUCCCUCCCGGCGCGGCGGCCGCGCUCCUCCCCCGGUUCUGCCUCCCUCCCGCCCUCCUCCCCUCGCUCCCUCUCCCGCCCUUCCGAGCCCGCGCCGAGCCCGCGCCAGAGCCGGAGCCAGAGCGCGGGCAGCGCGGAGCGGGCGGCGGGAAGGUAGCGGUGUCCGGCGACCCGCCGCCCGGCUCAGUCCCCGAAAGACCCGGGCCCCGCCCGCCCGCCCGCCCGCCGGGGCCAGAGGGAGCCGGGGACGGUGCAGGCGAGCACCCGCCGCCGGGCUCCACCGUGAGCAGUCCGAGGUGAGCCCGGGAGGAGGGCGCGCCCACCGGAGGUCCAGCCCCGCGCACUCCGCACGGAGCUCACUUGUGUCCGGAGCCGCGGACGUACCAGGAGGCGUCGGCCGGGAGCCAGCGCGGACAGCGGGGCGACCGGUCCCGGAGGGCGCGGGGGAGCCGGGCAGAGCGGCCGCGCGCCGAGCCAUGCGCGGGGCGCAAUAGCAGGAGGCGCGGGCUGCAUGGAGCGCGCUGGGGCGCGGGGACAGCGCGGUGGCCGGCGCCCGCAUGGGCUCCCGCUCGCAUUCCGGCUGGCGCUGCUGCUGGCUGGGUCGCCGUCGGGCCGCGCGGGGGCUCCCGAGGCGCAGGAGCCCGCAGCCUCCAGCACCGCGGCCCCGGAGGGAGGCGACCGCUGCCGCGGCUACUACGACGUGAUGGGCCAGUGGGACCCGCCCUUCAACUGCAGCUCGGGUGUCUACAGCUUCUGCUGCGGCACGUGCGGCUACCGCUUCUGCUGCCACGACGGCCCGCGCCGCCUGGACCAGAGCCGCUGCUCCAACUACGACACGCCGGCCUGGGUGCAGACUGGCCGGCCGCCCGCCCGCACCCGUGACACUGCCGCCCCGCGCGAUCCGGGCCGCGAGCGCAGCCACACUGCGGUCUACGCGGUGUGCGGUGUCGCCGCGCUACUCGUGCUGAUUGGCAUCGGGGCACGCCUGGGCCUGGAGAGAGCGCACAGCCCGCGCGCUCGGCGCACGGUGACCAGGACACUGACAGAACUUCUCAAGCAGCCAAGCCCCCAGGAACCCCUGCCUCCACCUCUGGGCCCACACCUGGGUAACUGUGUCCAGGUACAAAUGGGUGAUGGUGUUCUUCGGGGUUCCCCCCUCAACAACACAGACAAGAAGCGCCUCAAUAAUGCACCUCUGGGAUCUGCUACCCCGGGCCCCCCGCGCGGCCCCCGGCUGCAGGGUGGCGGCAGCCUGGCCUUGCAGCCCGACUACACCAAGUUCGCUACUCUCAAAGCAGCAGCCCUCAAGGCCACAGAGGCUGCACCCCAGGACUUCUAUCAACGUUUUCCCUCUACCGAGCCGGCUCCGCGGACCCUCCCUGCGCGGACCCCGCGUCCUCCGGAGGACUUGCCCGCGCUGCUCGAAGCCUGUCCCUGGGCCCCUCCGGGUUACGUACCUCCCGCCGGCCCUGUCUCGUCGGUCCCCUAUGCGGCCUGGACCGCGGGCCGCCCCACGCGGCCGGUUCCCCGUGGCCACUUGGUGGCUCAGGUCUCCCCUGCGCCCCGGCGGCCCAGUCACGUGCCGCGGCGUCAGUUCAGCGUGGAGAAGCUGCCCGAGGCCUUCAGCGCGCAGCCCGCCACCUUUUACAGCAGCGCGGGCCGAGGGCCCCGGCACCUAAGCACCAACAGCAAAGCCGAGGUCACCGUCUGAAGCAGAACUGCUAGAGCCUUCUGCGUGGUCCUGGGCCCCAGGCCGUGGAGUGGCAGUGCUGGCUUCGAUCCAGGCGGGACUGGGGACAUUUGGAGCCUGUGGCUAAAGGGGCCAAAAGGGUAGGGCCAGGUGUUCUGCCCUUGGGAAUGUAGGGCUAUCCGUACCUGUGUAAAUAAACCCUCUAAUGUGGUUCCAGUC